This is a messenger RNA of Dacryopinax primogenitus, 477 nucleotides long. RefSeq lists its product as uncharacterized. Lineage: Eukaryota; Fungi; Basidiomycota; Dacrymycetes; Dacrymycetales; Dacrymycetaceae. Gene Ontology annotation, molecular function: oxidoreductase activity. The annotation marks the transcript as partial. The record is from RefSeq and is a predicted model, not a curated record. The transcript has 4 exons.
CCUGACUCUGUAGUUCACGUCGAUCAAACGCCGCAAUCCGGGUACGAGCGCAUAUUCCGCCACCUCUCGCCCGCAGAUGCAGAAAGUCUAUCGCUCGGUCGUGUGCAGAUCAUCAACGUCUGGAGUCCCAUCCGGGGUCCCGUACGGGACGCACCGCUGGCAGUGUGUCACGCCAGGAGUGUCGCUCCGGGUGAUUUGGUCCACCAACGGUUGAUAUAUCAAGACCGCGAAAGCUCCACGUACCUUGUUCAACACAACCCUGUACAUGAAUGGUACUAUCUGUCGAACAUGAGCUCUGAUGAAGCGCUGCUGAUCAAAUGUUACGACAAUAAAUACCCUCAUUCGGUGACGCCUCACACAGGAUUUGUCGUCGCUGAUACUGAAUCAGCUCUCCCGCGCCAAAGCAUCGAAGUACGUUGUUUGGUGUUUUUCGACGAUGACACGAACAAGAUGGAGGUGAUGGGGACGGAGUACUAG